CGACGUCCGGUUGCAGCAGUGUGGCGUAAUAACCGUCGCAACAUACGUCGUGCUCAGUAUGCGGAGGUGCAAGCUCGUCGUCUUGCAAAGAAUUUUAAGGCAGGGGCUCAGUGUGUGCUUUCUGGAGACUGGCACAAUGUACCCUGUCCUGAACCGCCUCUGCCAGAAGGGACACUUGAGUUUUGGAAGGCCCUGAGUGAACGCCCGAGUGACCCAGAUGAAAGACCGGUUCAGACUCCAAAUACUGUGGCUUGGGAGAUUAUGGAUCCGAUUAGCCCAGAAGAGGUUACUCGUAACCUACGCCUGAUGCAGGAUUCUGCAGCGGGCAUUGACGGGCUGUCGGCAAAAGAUCUGCUGCGAUGGCCUGCGUCUGCAAUUGCUGGGUAUUUGUGUGUGAUUAUGGCGACCUGUCAUAUGCCAGCUCAGCAUUGUAGGUGUAGGACGACGUUGGUUCCGAAAACUCAGAGCCCGAAGUCGCCGUCAGAGUAUCGUCCCAUUGCGGUCUCUAACGUGCUCCCUCGGUUGCUAACCCGAAUACUCGCUCAAAGGUGGUCACGUCUCUGUCCUACCUCUCGUUUCCAGUUUGGGUUUCAGGAACGGGAUGGGACGGCGGAGGCGACGGCUCUGCUUCAUGGCCUGCUGCGGCAUGCGGUCACGACUCCGAGAUCCAUUGCUGUGGCGGUGCUGGAUGUCGCAAAAGCCUUUGAUUCUGUGAACCAUGGCACGCUCCUUAGAGCGGCUGAGGCUCAUGGAGCUCCACCUCCCUUCGUAAACUUUCUAGCCUCCUCUUAUUCGCGUACUACAACGCAUAUCCUCGGCAGUGAAGUAAAGUGUUUGCGAGGUGUGCGUCAAGGGGAUCCGUUGUCUCCUCUAUUAUUUACCUGUGCUCUAAGUGAAGCGUUGUCGUACUCUGAUCGGCAGCUUGGCUUUGACAUGGAUGGGGUCACAGUUGAUUGUAUUGCGUAUGCUGAUGAUCUCGUCCUGUUUGCUGAGUCGCCACAGAGGUUACAGCAACGGCUGGAUGGAUUGGUAAAUGGCCUCUCGCAAGCGGGAAUGGUCCUUAAUCCGACCAAGUGCGUGGCGUUUUAUGUCGAAGCGCUUGGAAAGGAGAAGACCUCGUGCCUCCGCCAGUGUGAUGUGACGAUUGAGGGGAGUGCAUUGCGGUCUUUGGGACCAACGGACACCUUCAGGUAUCUGGGGGUGCCCUUCUCUUACCGUGGCAAGUUGGUUGUGCGCCACCAUUCAGUGCUUCACGAUAUGUUGACAGAAAUUACGAAGGCUCCCCUGAAGCCACAGCAGCGGAUGACUCUCUUGAAGCGGCAUUGUGUCCCAAAGUUGUUGCAUGAGUUGGUACUUGGGGCUGUGCACCGAGCUACGCUCAAGAGGCUAGAUGUCCAGCUGCGGCAAGCAGUUAGACGUUGGCUAAAACUGCCUACCGAUACACCUGUCUCGUUCCUUCACGCGGCGGUUCGAAAUGGGGGUCUCGGGGUGCCUUGCCUGUCGGUUUUAAUGCCGUUUGCCAAGCGCCAUCGUUUGGACUCCGUGCUCUCUUCCAGGGAGCCCGUAGUACGGGCGGCCGCCAUUGUGCAUUCGGCUUUGCCAGGUCUACGGAUGGCUGCUCAACCAGUACGUAUGGGGCAAACGAUACUGACUAGUAAGGCAGAGGUGCGGAACUAUUGGAGGAAGUGCCUCUAUGAUUCUGUUGAUGGCAAACCCCUGGCACAGUUUUCUGACUCAUUUUGUGCUAAUCAUUGGGUUUCUGCCCCUGAUCGAGUCUUUCCUUGGUUGUAUCUGAGAGGCAUCCAGUUGCGUGCGGGUGUCCUUUCAACGAAGGCUCGCAGGACAGGGCCAGAAAAUGUUAUGUGUAGGGGGCUAUGCGGUCGACGGGAAACUCUGUUCCAUAUCCUCCAGUGUUGCCAAAUUACUCAUGAAGCACGGGUUUGGCGGCAUAAUUUGGCAAUGAAACUUCUGGCUAGACGCCUCUUGAGAGACGCACGGGAAGUUCUUCUGGAACCUCAUAUUCCAGAGCGACAAAGUUUUUGCAAGCCUGACAUCGUUAUUGGCUCUGAGACUGGGAUUACAGUGAUUGAUGUUGCUGUCGCUGGAGAAGCGCUUAUGCGAGAUGUGUACGAGCAAAAGAUUCGU
Messenger RNA from Dibothriocephalus latus, 2145 nucleotides. The record is from the annotation of a GenBank genome assembly. NCBI's taxonomy places the organism in Eukaryota, Metazoa, Platyhelminthes, Cestoda, Diphyllobothriidea, Diphyllobothriidae.